Messenger RNA from Gigantopelta aegis, 8896 nucleotides. Its product is annotated as delta(14)-sterol reductase TM7SF2-like. The record is from RefSeq and is a predicted model, not a curated record. The transcript is spliced from 11 exons. Lineage: Eukaryota; Metazoa; Mollusca; Gastropoda; Neomphalida; Peltospiridae. The coding region runs from base 286 to 1776 and encodes 496 amino acids. Gene Ontology annotation, molecular function: oxidoreductase activity, acting on the CH-CH group of donors, NAD or NADP as acceptor. Gene Ontology annotation, biological process: sterol biosynthetic process. Gene Ontology annotation, cellular component: nuclear inner membrane; endoplasmic reticulum membrane.
AUCAAAGUAUAAAUAUAACUGCAUAUAGUAUGCAGCUUUCCCCACUUUUUAAAGAUAUCCCCAUAAUACAAAAUACCAACAAAACCCAAUCAACGCUCUAUUUCUUUUUAGAAUAUUGAAACGAACCAUACUGACAAAUCAUCCAAUGAAAACGUGACAUUAUGUGAACGUCCAAUCAGAAUUGAGCCCGCCAAGCGUCUUGCACCACUUCCCUUGGAGAGUCAGUUUCUGUUUGCAAGUAUCGGGUGACAGGAGUUUAUAGUUUGCAAGUAACUAAUAACAACGAUGUCAUCUCCCACACAGAGGAGGGCCAGUCCAAAGCUGAGUCCUCCAGCUGGGUCACGCAGUCCGAGUCGUGGAAGAAGCAGUUCUCGUAAAAAAAGGACCUCAUCACGAGGAAAAGCUUCAUCUAGAUCACGUAGUACUAACAGGAAGUCCAGUACUGACAGGAAACCAAGUACUGACAGGAAAUCGAGAGAAGCCAAAGAUGGCAAGAAACAAACAGCACCACAAGACAAACAUAAGAAAAUUUGUGAGACUUGUAAAACAGAAAAAAUGGAAUAUGGAGGUGUUUUUGGUGUAAUCUUCCUGAUUUUCUUCCUACCUUUCACUGUAUACUUCAUCAACCUUGCCUGUGGGAGACAAAGAUGCACACUGACAGCAAUGCCAAAGAUUCCUGGCUUUUGGUGUUUCUUUGAUCGACAAGCUGCAUUAAUCUUUUUUGGAUGGUUGGCAUUUCAAGUUAUUCUUUUUAUGCUUCCAAUUGGUCAUUACUAUUGUGGAAAACCACUGCGCUCAGGAGACAGACUGCCCUAUAGAUGUAAUGGGUUUCAUGCCUUAUUGAUCAGUAUGGCAGCAUUUGCAUUGGCAGUCCGCUUUGAUGUUCCACUGACCAUCGUUUACGACAAGUACUACCAAAUACUAACAACAGCCUUUCUGUUCUCUGUGUUCCUCAGCAUUGUAUUGUACAUCAGAUCAAGAUACGUUGACAAUGCCAGUCUUUCACCUGCUGGAAAUACAGGAAAUGUGAUUUAUGACUUCUUUGUGGGUCAUGAAUUAAAUCCUCGAAUUAACAACUUUGACCUGAAGUUUUUCUUUGAGAUGCGUCCAGGUUUGAUUGGAUGGGUUAUGAUUAAUUUCAUCUUUGUUCUGAAGGCGUACCAAGACACUGGUACAUACCCUGUGUCACUUUUGCUGGUUACAAUGUUCCAAACAAUAUAUGUUGCUGAUGCUUUCUUUUUUGAGAGUUCAGUGCUGACAACGAUGGAUAUUAUGUGUGAUGGCUUUGGAUACAUGUUAGCAUUUGGUGAUCUGGUGUGGGUACCUUUCUUGUACUGCCUACAGACUCGCUAUCUACUGGACCACCCCACAGAGUUAACCUGGUAUACAAUGUGUGGCAUUGCUGCGCUCAACUAUAUAGGAUAUUACAUCUUUAGAUCUUCCAACACUGAAAAGAAUCUGUUUCAAAAGAACCCAUAUGAUCCUAGACUUUCUCAUUAUGAGACGAUUCCAACAGCCUCUGGCAAGAAGCUGCUUGUGUCUGGUUGGUGGGGAAUGGUUAGAAAACCCAACUACCUGGGUGACCUGUGCAUGGCUCUGGCCUGGUCUUUGCCUUGUGGACUAAAUGCACUGACCUACUUCUAUCCAGUCUACUUCCUGAUCUUGUUAGUGCAUCGAGAGAGACGAGAUAGUAAGGAAUCCCAGAAGAAGUACGGGUCCAGUUGGGAUCGCUAUUGUCAACGUGUCAAAUACAGGAUCUUUCCUUGCUUUUAUUGAGUGUUCUUUUUAAAAUUGGGAACACUUUCCACAUAAAGUAAUAAAUCUGAGGUGCAGUAAUGCAUCUUGCCAAGUACUGUUACUGUGUCUCAGGGCUGCAGUGUGUUAAUAUUGCCAGAUAUGCUCAGGGUCUUUAACUGCAUCCAUUCUUUGAAUUGUCAUCCUCCAAACUUUGCAUCAUCAUUCACAUUCCUUUGUUUUGAGAUGAUGUAAUGGUUGACUUUGAUCACCAGUUUGUUAUGAAAACACUCGUUUAUUAAGAUAUUUUAAUCUAUUUUGUUUUGCUCAAAGAAAGUGUCUUUUUUCUCUUUUUUUUGCAUUAGCCAUUCAAUUGCUUCAAGGCUCUACAUUAACACUGAACAUUAACUUGUCUCAUAUAGCACAAGUUCCUCUUCCUUUUUAUUUUCUGUAUCUGAAAUGUGCUACUCUCACCCAUAUGUUUGUUAUUCCGGCAAUAUUUAUGUAAUUAGGCAGCAAAAAUCUAAUUGAUUAAAAUGUCACAACUUUGAAUUUAUGAAUAAAUAAUUGUUUUGUCGAUGUGUUGUAAUUUUAGUUCCCUUGUCUUGUCACACAACUUGACAUAACAAUUUACUUGUUCUGGGCAAGUAGACAAACGAUAAGUGUAGAGCCCAGUGUUUGCUAUCUUGUUUAUGAUAAAAUAAACUAACUUAGUAUUAUAUAACGACCUGCACUUUAUACUUGGACAUACUAUACAUUCGGAUCUCUAUUUCAAAAUGUUUUCAACUGAAUAAUGUUUGGCCUAAAAAUAUAACUGAAUUAUACAUCCAUCUCAUUUGGAAAUUUUAAUUUGUUUAAAGCACAAAAUGCUUCAUAUAUCAACUAUGAAUAUAUCAAAAAAUAUUUUAUUAACAAUUUGUACACAAUAGUUGACCUUUUGUUGCAUUUCCCAGACUUAAUUUGUUUGUUUAUGUUUGUGUUGUAAAUACAGUUAACUUUGUAGGAAAAUCCUGUAUAUACAUCAGAUUCUGCAGAUGAAGUUUGAUCAAAGAAAAAUUUCAUUAUAAAGUUCAGCAUAUUUAUUUUUGUUGCUAGCAUAUAGAAAUUGAUUUUUAUAUUCAUCAAUAUUUUCUUAUCGAAAUAAAAAUAUUAAUGAACAAGUAUUUAAACAUGGAGCUGAAAAAUAUCUUCACUAAAUCAUUAAUUUGUUAGUAGAAUGGUUUUAAUGAUUACAUUUUCCAAAAAAGAAAAACAGAUAUUUAAGUCCUUAUGUUAAUUGUGAAGUUACUGCUACUAUGUGUUACACUGUGUCUGCAAUAUAUAUUGUAUGGUAUGUCUGACGGUGUACCAUAUUAUUUAUAUUCCUAUAUUACAAACAUCUGUAGUUUGAUGACCAGUAAAUAUUUUUAAUUCAUUAAAUGUACUCCAAAAGCAUGGUUUAAGUGUCAUUUGCAACAUAAAAAUUGAAAGUUUAAUUGAUUAAUUAACAUGUUAUAAUAAAUUAACCAUAAAGUAAUUUUGACAUAUGAAAUAUUGCUUGUUUAAACGCCUUUUCCAAAGGAAUGAAAAUAAUUUGUAGAAUAAUUGUUUUGAUCUAUAAUAGUAUUUUGCAAAUAAGUACGUAAAACAAAGCUUUGUCUGAUGUAUUUCAGACUCUUUCUUCAAGUCUUAAACUUCCAAAUUUCAGAUCCAGUCUCGGUUUCAAAUAUGAAAAUGACCAUUUCUUCACACAUGUUUUGUAAAGGGUACAAUACAUUUGCUGCAAAAUAUUCCCGUCUGUUUGAUGUAAAUAUUAAAUGCAUCACUGUUACGUCAUGAUCAGAUAUCAUCUGAUCCUGUCAUCACUUAAUCAUAAGUGCACCAUUAAUAUCUUCUGCUAAUAAGGGAGUUUGACAAAUAUUUAAGGUGUCUUAAAGGAAAAAAUGCAGACGACUUGUAAAACAUACUAUGGCCCAAAACACAUAGUCUAGGUCUGGGUCUGACAAAACACAUAGUUUAGAUCUGGGUUUGACAAAUGCAAGUAUGGUACCAUUCGAAAUCAAAUAUGACAAAACACCAUGUCUGUGCUGGCACGAACUACAGAUCUGGUAAAACAAGCACUAUUUUGACAGUGGCAGAUGACCCAGACCCAGCUUUGAUGUGUUUUAGGCCUAGCAGAAACUCCCUCUAUUUCAAUGUCAUUUAUAUUUUUCGAUACUUACAACAAUGUAUAUUUUAUUAAUAAUUUUUAAAAUAUUGUUUUUAAUACUGAAAGAGAUGUAUUUAUAUUUUUACAUUGGUGUAAAUAUAUAAUGUAUAUAAAUAAACCAAAAAAAAGAGUUCGUUUUACCUCAUUGUAAGUUUUUGUUUUUUCAUUUUUAAAAUUCAUGUUUGUUCGGCUUUAUAUUUUUAUGGUAUACAGCACUGCACAUACACACUAGUGAAAUAUCAGUGUUCAUUAGUAAACAGUAGGGUUACAGUUAUGUACCUCAUUCAUUUUUCAAAUAGCCUCCUACUUUCAGAGAUAAUGAACAGCCUGAAAUGUAAUCUAGAAACUUGCAGUCAACUGGUGAAAUUUUAAAUUGAUCACCAACUAUCUUCUUUGGCCGUGAGCUGGGUAUAAAUUGUAGUAUGAAAAUGUAAACUAACUGAACAGGUAUUGAUAUUUAAUUGCAGUAGGAUAGUUUGACAUGCAUGUCAUUUAUAAACUGAACCAUUUGCUUUGUGUUAGACCAAAGUACCAGUAAUUAUGUUUUAAAACUGCCCAAAAAACAUAUACAUAUAUGAAGGGUCCACAGGAAUAGCCUAUGAUGUCUGACGCCAUAAAUAACCGUAAAUAAAUGUGUUGAGUGCGUUAAAUAAAACAUUUCUUUCCUUCCUGUUUUGAUAAUAUGACGUCUGGUUCACAGUGACUCUCAUUAUUUUCAUUUCAUUAUUUACUACUUUCUAUUUAGUCACCAAAUUUGACAUAUUAUAGUGGUACAAUAAUUAACUUGACCAAAAGUGAGAUGAAUAAGUAUAUCAUGUUGAAAGUUAGAAAGAGUGACUGAUUUUGACAUAAUGUCACUGAAAUAUACAUAGUGGCAUUUCCUAUUAAAUGCAAUUUAAAUGUUUAUUUCCUUGUAAAUGAGCAUGUUAUAUUACUGGAGUAAUUUGCAGUUCAAAAGUUCAUACUCUAGAGUAGAUAAUCGACUAAUAUGUCAAAGGUGGACAUCCUAGGUUCUUCCCAUGGACCCUUCAUACAAAAUAUAUAUAUAUAUAUAUAUAUAUAUAUUGCUGUCAAAAUAAUUUUUUUUACAAUAUUGCUGCUGUAUUGAUUCUAUUUGUAUUGCAUUUAUUAACAGCAAGUUGAGGAUCUGAUACAAUGUGGGAGACUAUCUCUCUUUUAUUAGUUUAUCACCAGACAUGUCAAAAUUGGUGUCAAACAAACAAUUUUGAAAUUCACCACAACACAUGUAGCCUUGUUAUUUAGCUCACAUGAUAUAUUUCUUAAGUAACUUUUGAUCUACCUGUAUAUUUUGAACAUACAGCCUAAAAAAUAAUGGACAGCUAUCAUCAACGUAAACAGUGCUAGUGCUAAAUUGGUAUUUAGAAUAUAGAGAAAAACCAUAUUUUUCUUAUUAAGCUGUACAGAUGUUUUGUAUAUAAUGUUAGUUUUAUACUGGGGUGCUAUUAAACAUUCAUUCAAGUACUAAACUCCAUGCAUAUUCUUUAGUUACAGAGAUUUGAAAUAAUAGUUUGGUUGUAUUCAUAAACACACACUUCAAUUGGUCAUUUAUCAUAUUUGUUUCUUAAACUGAAAUAUCUUUUGGGUUUAUUAAUGUCAUAAAAUAUUUAUAAUCCUUCCCAGCUUCAAUGAACAUUGUGUUUUGCAAAUAUUUUCAGUUUCAUUUGAUGGGGAAAAAAGAAAAGUAGAAGGUUUUUGGAAAUAGAAAUAAUUAAAAAUAUAUAUUUUUGUGUAAAAAACCCAAACGGUUCAGAAAUAAAUAGAUUGUAGUGCAUACCAUAGUCAGAAAACAACAUUAAUUUCUGGAAAGGACUAUAGGUAUUUUUUUCCUUUUGUUUCUUAGUCUCAAAUUAGAUUUAACACAAACGACCCACCCUGAUCUGACUUUCGUAUUGUUUGUUGAAAUAUCUUGUAUUUUUAUGCAGCAUUUUAGUUUUAAAUUAUUAUUUUUAUGUGAUUGUUGAUUGUAUAAGACUAAUAAUAUCCAUGACAUGAUUAGUGCUCGUAUAUUUAUUUUAUAGUUACAUAUAAUUAAUUUUCUCUCCAUUUUGAAUAUUUGAAAACUGGUCUAACAUUUCUUAUAAUCCUUUAUUACUGAUAUUUACAUUAGCUUUUAUUUGCAAGUUCAGUGUAUUUUAUUUUAAUGACAUGUUCAGUUCAUUAAUAGAAAUGCAGUGAGAAUUUAGAAAAUAAUUGUUGGUUUAUUAAUGUUGCAAGCACUGUCACAUAGAUUUAUUGAACAAACAUUUUAUGUCAUUAUCUCAGUUUUUAGUUGAAUGUGCACUACAUAUGCUUCAUUGUUUAAUAAGUUUUCUUCUCUUAAAAGUGUUGUUUUUAAUUCAUAACGUAUGCAAUUAAUAUUCUAUUUUGGUUUAAGAUGCUUCACGAAACACAAAGCUACGCAUCCUGAUCUAUUUAUUAAGACAGAUUAAUGGUUUAGAGUCAGAGAUAAUUUAGGCUGCCACAGGCAACUCUUUCUGAUUAACAGUUACGCUUAGCAGUAAGAUGUUUUUUAUAAGCUCUACCACACAACAAAAAAGUCACGAACCUCUGGUAUAUAUAAUAUGAUGCAAAUAUUCAUAAACAAUUUGGACAUGAUAUCACUGAUAUUUGUUAUUGUCAUCUGCAUCUUCUUCCAGUAUUUAAUUUGAUAAGAACUUUCUUGAUUAAAGGGUCCAUUUCUGAUUUUCCUCUGUAAAAAUAAGCAUUCUUUUUUCUCAUCUUCUCAGUCUCUUUUUAUAUUGGUCAGAAGUAAAUAUCUAACAGUUCUAAAUUUAUUUGAGAUCAUAUUUACUUACUAUUCCCACAGUGCAAAUUGUUAAUAGAAGAAAAUACAGUAACACUGUGUGCCACACUGUAAUCUUGUAAACUAGUAAAAAAUAUAUAAAAUAUUAUAUUAUUUCAAAUUAUCAAGUGUUUUGACAGAAUUGCUAGCUUCCAUUAAAAAACCAUAAAAACUACACAGUUGUUACUUCAUGUACAUACCUUGUAAAUAUGUUUACCAUUUUUCAAAAAAAACAAAAAAACAUGGAAAAUGUUAUUUUUGAAAUUGGGGUGGCAGGGUGGCAACUGUUUGUUUGGGGUGUUUAUGUGUAUUACAGAACAUACUUAGAGCAGAUUAUAUGAGAAUAAUUGUUUAAUGAUAUACAGUACUGAAUCUACGGACUACUCUAGAAAUAAUCACAUGGAUGCACAUGAAGUAUCUUUGAGUUGUGUGGCUGUUACAUAUGAAAAAUGCCAAAUUACUGAAACAGUUUUAUGGAUUGGUAUGUCCCCUUCCUGUGUGAUCAAUUCUAGAACAGCCAAAAAUUUUAAACAAAUUAGUUUAUGUUAUGUUUUGCUCUUUGUCUUAUUUUGUUGCAGAUACAUGAUGCACAGUAUGUGAGUUAGAUUCUAGACAAAAUUGAAAAUACUCAUUUGAAUCUAUAGGAAACGUACCACGGUUUUUUGUGUGUGUUUUCAAAAUUGUAUGCCGUUCACAGUAUUUAGGAAAUGGAAACAGUUUACAUAAAAGAAUAUUACCACUGAGGUAUGUUUUAACUCUUAAUUUGACAAAAUAGUACUACUGAAGUCCGAUUUCAGCUGCAUAAUGAAUCUGAUCCUCUUGCAUUUUGAUAUGCUAUCAGAAUAAUAUUAAUAAUAAAGGAAGAAAGCAAAACAGUUUAAUCUACUCAUACUAAUCUUUCGGUGGUGAAACAGCACAAGCUUAGGAGGAAAUCUGUAGGGCAUUAUGCUAAUUUUUUUCUUGACAAUAGAAUUCACUGACAAUUGUACCCAAGUUUAUUGAGAUAUUGUGUUUGAUGUUUACAUUUGCUUAAAUUACUCAAGUUGACAAAAAUAAUUGGAAGUUGUUUUACAAGAACAUUUUCAGGGGGGAAACCUGCAGAAGUUUACUGUGUAUAGAAAGUAGAAACCCUAAUAAAUAAACCCUCAAAAAAUGAAGUAGAGCAACCACAGCUUGAUCAAAUAUUAAAAAUAUUUAUCCUGCAACCACUGUUUCUUUUGACCGAUUAAAGCAAAGUCAUAAACGUAUGCUAGCAGAUUAUGACUUAUGAGGACAUAUACAUAGCUACAUCACAAAAUUGCUCAUUUGACCUCUAGGUCAUCGUAAAAUGUGGCUGAAAUAACAGAAAUAAUAGCUUUUCCCCCUUAAUUUUUAUUGUCUACAGGAUAAAGAUAAUAACUAGUUACUGACAUUGAAUGUCUGCUUUAUCCUGUUCAGGCCGAAUGAGAAAUUCUCAUUCUUACCUUCACAGGAUAAAGUGGAUAUCCGAUGUCAUUAACUAGUUAUUCUCUAUAUACAGUGAAACCCCUCAAAGCCAAACCCUCAAUAAACUGGAAUUCCUCAAAACCAGAUGUUUAUCACAGUCCCUUUUUAAAUAUCAGGAUAGAACAUUUAUUAACCUGUCUAAACCAGAUUCCACUUUAAACCAGCCUGUUUACUUGGUGUUUUGGGUGUCCAGUUUAGAGGGGUUUCACUGUACAUGUAUAUAAAUCAAAUUAAAAUGGUUUAUGUAGUGGAUGUAUGUUAAAUAUCACAGUUCUUGUUUAAAGGCCUUAAAUAGGUGAUCAUGAAGAUAAAGCAGGUGAAAAAAGUGUCGGGAACAGAAUAAAAAAACAGUUUUAGAAAUUAGGUGAAUAAAAUGUUGCUGUCGGCCAGCAAUAUAUGGCAGGAGCCAUAAAAAGAACCAAGAACCGUGAUAUUUACAUACAUACAGUAUAUCAACUAUAAUUGUUAAUGAAUUGGCAAUCAUUUUAUUAAUAAUCAGUAUUAAUAUCAGUCAUUUAAGCAUUAUUUUAAAAUAUUUACUACCAUUUGUUCUGUUUUAUGUAAUACAUUAUUUACUCAUUUAAUUUCAUGUAUGUUUUAUCCUUUUAAAUUUGUUCUAUAUUUGGUUUUGUAUUUAUGUGUAUUGUCAUCUGUUAAAGAUAAAUUGGUAAUAAAAUAAAGCAGUU